Chiloscyllium plagiosum (whitespotted bambooshark) is the source of this 1945-nucleotide messenger RNA. RefSeq names its product four and a half LIM domains 1a (gene fhl1a). Gene Ontology annotation, molecular function: transmembrane transporter binding. Gene Ontology annotation, biological process: muscle organ development. NCBI's taxonomy places the organism in Eukaryota, Metazoa, Chordata, Chondrichthyes, Orectolobiformes, Hemiscylliidae. The record is from RefSeq and is a predicted model, not a curated record.
CCAGUUCCUGUAUUAAUAGCUGCCUUGGCAAGUGGGAGACAAUGAGGUAAUUCAAUGAGUGCCGAGGGUACUCUCAUCUCGUCUCGGAAGCAAGAGGGAAGACUUUGCUGAAAGAAUGACUUUCCACAGAAGCCCAGAUGCCUAUUACCGGUUCCCAGAGCGUACGAUGAAUGAGCGGUUGGACUGUCAUUAUUGUAAGGAGUCGCUGCAUGGCAGCAAAUACAUUGAGAAGGACAAACUGCACUGCUGUAUCAAAUGUUACGACAAGUUCAUCGCCAACACGUGCUUUGUCUGCAGGAAACCAAUAAGCUUUGAUUCCAAGGAGCUACACCAUGGCGAUCGUUACUGGCACGAGUCGUGUUUCCGCUGUUUCCACUGCAGCCGCUCCCUCGCCAACGAUUCCUUCUGCAUCAAGAACGAGCGCAUCACGUGCACCAACUGCCUGCCCCGCACUGACAGCUCGACCUGUCACAGCUGCCGGAGACCCAUCAAACCAGGGACAAAAAGUUUUGAGUACGGGGGCUCACACUGGCACGAGCGCUGCUUCACCUGCAGCCGCUGCCUGAAGGAGAUUGGCACUGCCAGCUUUGUCCCAAAGGGAGACGAGAUUUACUGCAUCUCCUGCAACGAGAAGAAGUUUUCCAAGCACUGCGUCCACUGCCGAAAGGCCAUCACCAGUGGAGGACUGACCUAUCGUGAUGAGCCUUGGCAUACGGAAUGCUUUGUGUGUAAGACAUGUCGCAAACAGCUGGGUGGACAGCGUUUCACUGCCAAUGAGAACUUUCUCUACUGUGCCGACUGCUACAGUAACUUCAUUGCCAAGAAGUGUGGUGUUUGUCACAAGCCUGUGACUGGGUUUGGAGGGGCUGAGGUUGUAACCUAUGAAGAUCGUCAGUGGCACAGCAACUGCUUCAAGUGCAAGAAGUGUUACAGUUCCCUGAUCAACAAGCGUUUUGUUACCCACAACAGGGAUGUGUACUGCCCUGACUGCGCAAAGUCCCUGUAAAUCCUGGAUCAUACCACACAGCAACGGGAAACACUUCAAUGGUACUCACUGAUCAAAUCCAUUACCCUGUUUUCCCAGAGCUUUAAAAAGUAACCAAAUGCUUUUAAGGCAGUACAAUAGCAUUUGCUUGCAAUUAUUUCAGAAGUUUGAUAAUAUGACAGCAGUAUUUCCUGCAAUGCUAAAUAUUAACCUAAAGCAUGCAAAAUAGCUAAAGGUUUAAAAAACAAUUCUUCAGUUAAAGUUUAAUUCAAAUGCCUGCAAUAAUAGUGACUUAGAGAUGAGCUUCUUAAAAGAGUAAAAAUAAAUAAAUGCUGGAAUGAUAUUUAAACUCAUUUAUAAUGCUAUUUACUCGGUAUUACUGUUGUAUUUGACUGCAUGCAUUGCUCACCCAGGGGUCUUGUCACUUCAGGGAUCGGUUCUUUAAUGCAAUGAAAUGUAUUCUUCAAAUUUAAAUCCAUUUUCAUCCCGUAGAACAUAAGCAGGAUGCUGUUCUGUGGAAGUAUGAUUGCUUUGAGACACAUUUUUGGUAUAUGAUUUGGAUCAUACACAAGUUGAGCUGUAUGAGAUUUCUAUGUGGAUACUAAAAUCUUUUCCAACAGUGAUACCAAACAAUUUAGACAGCAGAUUGCUUUUGUCACCAGCCUUACAACAAUUGAUGUUUUAAACACAACUGUGCAGGUGUGAAUUUUCUUAUUUCUGUUCCAGUCAAUAGACCUUUGUUCAGUACGUUCAGGAUUUGUUUGCACACUAAUGAUAGUUAGACUCCAAUUUACUGUUGCUUUUGCAAUGACUAAUUGUAUUUGCCAUGUUGAAAAUGUGUAAUGGAAUAAUGUGACCUCAUAGCAUGCGAGGUCAUCAUCCCAUUCAGUAUCUGGAUGAUCAAUGGAUUACUUGCAGCAUGAUGACACUGUACCAUAAUAAAAUACUUUCAAACCUCCA